UCAUGCUUCCUCGGACGCCGGACACAAACUCACAGUCAAAGACACGCGUCAUCCGCUCUCUUGGGAUAUAGGUGUUAGGGCGAACACGCAAGUGUCCUCGGUCGCAUACCCCGCGGCCUUCUCCUGCCGGUUGGGGCCCUUGCGGCGAGCCGCAGUUGCUGCUUCCCAGUUGAAACGGGCCAGGCAACGGCAGGUUCAGUCGUCAGUCAUCAUUGUUGGAUCUGCCUAGCCCCAGUGCCGCAGACCGCGAGCUCAUCAUCUCGAUUGGCCGAACCGCUUCUUGUUACCUGUCCACCGGCGCGUCUAUCUCUGUCGCAACAACCGCGUUGGUGUCGUAUCUGAACCACAGACGCUUCAGCUCGGCUCACCUCGAACUACGACCUCCGACUUUUUCGCGUUCAGUUUGUCCCAUAAGCUCUCCGAGACAGGCUGUGGAAGUAGCUUGGCGUCGCCGCUCUGCAGCCGCGGUAGAUCUUCCGGCAUCCAAGCGCCUGUACCCGCUGCACGGCAUUAGGGUCAUCUCGGUGCCUUGCUGACGCUGUUGGACGAAUCUUCACCACCCCGUUACAUGGCAGCUGUCGCUCCGUCGACCUUGAAAUCGACUUUGAACCCUUGGGACCCCGGUAUCCACCCUGCACUGCCGUCAAACGAGCCCAUGACAGACAUUAUGUCGUACCAAUACCCGCCGCCGCCUCCGAACGGCGCCGACAUGGACAUGUCGUCAUCCGGCUACUUGCCCGGCUAUUCCGUGCCACCGCAUGCGCCUUUGGGAAUGGACCCAGACACGGGCAUUCCGUCUAGGGAGCGUUCGGACUCGCUGAAGUUGACAAGGUCGAUAUCGACGCCGGUCGUCGGCCAGUCGCAGUCCCAAGGUCAGGCAUCGCAGCCCUCCACGCCGCAGCAAUCGAUUGCGCCCGGUCAGGAUCCAUCUGGAGAGAAGAGGAGGAACAAAUUAGGCUAUCACCGGACCUCUGUUGCAUGCGGCCAUUGUCGUCGCCGCAAGAUUAGGUGUGUCCCGUCGCAAAACGACGUUCAGGGGCGUUGCAUCAACUGCAUACGGCUCAAAAAGGAAUGUAGCUUUUACCCCGUCGACCAGCAGCCGCCAGUAGACACGAGACAGAAAACGAGUUCGCGGUCAUCCGUCGGCCCCAAGGUCGGCUCUGCAUCCUCGUCGCCAGCCAUGCAACCGGGGAUUCUGACCGACGUUCAAGGGCAGCAGCCCUAUCCUCAACUGGCCAUGUCGCCCGUCCAGAACAUGGCACCACCGAUGAAGCCUUCAGGAAGUGAGAGCUAUCCCCCCGAUCCCAAGCUGCCGUCAAGCGCGUCAAGCACCCGCACGUACGAAUACGGGCAGCAUGGAAUGACCAACUGGAUGUCGUCAGAUGCGAGUCCCAGCUCCUCAAAGCCAAGCGACAUAAACGCGACCUGGCGGUCAUACCCUGGUGAUUCUCCCAUCACGCCCGCCUUUUCCCCUUAUACACCGCAUGCGCCGCCGCCCUCAGCCACCUGGUCGGCAUCAGUUGCCAGCGAACCGUCGAGAGACGACCUUGCUUGGUCGUCGUAUCCGGCGCCCCCUCCCCGGUCCCUGUCUUUCGGUGCGGAGAGCAUGUCGAGCCACCAGCAGUAUCCGCCAAUAUCGCAAAUCAGCGGCAAUUCCAGUCGUGCGUAUGAUCGAAAAUCCAGUUCCGUGUCAGCAGACAUGUAUCCGCCUCCCAUUACCACAACAAUUCCCGGAAUCGAGACAGUUCCCGGCACGACACUGGAUCAGAAUGUUUCUUUGUCGGCAGGGGCGGUUCCUCCCUCCAGCUAUGCCCCGUGGCAGCAAUCGUACUCGUACUCGAAGCCAGGCGACGGCUAUGGUGGAUGGUACGGAGAGGCGGGGGAUCAGCACUCGUCCGGACAUGGACAUUCCGGCUCCAACUUGUAUUAUGGCCGGUAGUUGUGGGAAGGGCCUGUCCGUUGACGCUCGGAAUUUGAGAUCCCGUUUUCGAUGGUGCAGUUUCCCAGCUCCGCAGGGAUCUCGAGCCACCUCUUAUUGGCGCAGGUCCCGUGUGCUUGUGGGAGUCGAUCUCUCGCUGCAUUGUCGUGUCGGACUCCUGAAGGGUUUGAGGCUUCCCAAUUUGUUGAGGCAUGCGCGACGCAGAAGUGCCAAUUCGGAAGACGAGCCUGAGCGCAAC
Messenger RNA from Thermothielavioides terrestris NRRL 8126, 2177 nucleotides. RefSeq lists its product as uncharacterized. Lineage: Eukaryota; Fungi; Ascomycota; Sordariomycetes; Sordariales; Chaetomiaceae. The transcript is spliced from 3 exons. Gene Ontology annotation, biological process: regulation of DNA-templated transcription. The record is from RefSeq and is a predicted model, not a curated record. Gene Ontology annotation, molecular function: zinc ion binding; DNA-binding transcription factor activity, RNA polymerase II-specific. Bases 569 to 1939 code for a protein of 456 amino acids.